Messenger RNA from Thunnus maccoyii (southern bluefin tuna), 2106 nucleotides. RefSeq names its product CD209 antigen-like protein E. The record is from RefSeq and is a predicted model, not a curated record. Bases 989 to 1744 code for a protein of 251 amino acids. The transcript has 10 exons. NCBI's taxonomy places the organism in Eukaryota, Metazoa, Chordata, Actinopteri, Scombriformes, Scombridae.
ACAAGACAAAAACAGGCAGAGCAAAACUGAACUGAAACACAGGACUAAAACACUAACUGAACUAAAGAGGAGAUGAGGUGCAGGUGGGGAGGUGGGCGAAGAAACUCAAGUGAGGGGAAUGAGGGGAUAAAACAGGAAAUGGGAAAGAAGCUGAUAGGCUGGGGAAGAUACUGGGAAAAGGGCAGGGCUAACGAAGAUGGUGCAGGGCAGGUGAAGAGGGAAGAGUGGAGGGAAAAGCAGGCUGGGAACACAGGAGGAAAAACACAGGGCAAAGUGAAAACUAAAAACACAGCAUACACAUGAAUAUAACUUAAAUACACAAGUCACACUGAGCAGAAACAGCACAAACACCUCAACAUAACAUUGAAACCUUAGCAUCCUUAAAGAACUCAAACAUACAUUGCUGUUGACAUAAACAUCAAACAACAAGUUUGUCAAGAGGAGUGGCCUGCAUGUAACAAUAAAAUAGGACUAAAAGACAACUGUUGCUCUCAGUUCACUUUUGCACAUAAUAUCUAUGAGGGUCAGUGUGUAGCAAGCAACAGUCUUCAGUCACAUUUCCUGAAGAUAAGUGUGAAAGCAAACUUCAGUGUCAACCUGCAGGGCCUACUGCCACUCAGUCAAGUUCAACAAACUGGGAAAAAGUCAGAGGGAACCUGGUGGACUGGUGGAGGGACGUGGAGCCAGACUGGGACAGAACCAAUGAUACGGGGAAAGGUCAAUGAGAAAGCUUCCUCAGUGACUGUCACCUUUUACUCUGAAGUCAGGAUCUUGAAAACUCUGCAUGAUGAGUCACAAAGAAGACAUUCUUGGAGAAGAAACUGAGUGACAAAAUGAACUAUGAAGAGGACAAGUUCUGGGUCAGACUGACAGACUCAGAGGAAGAGAACAAAUGGUUUUGGGUGGAUGACUCACCACUGAACACAAGAGAAAGCUUCCUCAGUGACUGUCACCCUUUACUCUGAAGCCAGGAUCUUGAAAACUCUGCAUGAUGAGUCACACAGAAGGUGAAGCUCUUGACUCCCAACAACAUGCAGUGUCAAAAGAAGGGUCAAAGGUCACAUCAGAGAGAGUGGCCCUGCUGGUUCUCAGCGCUCUUUUGGUUGCCGCUCUCAUUGUUAUUUAUCGUGUCUCUAUGGUCAACAUGCAAACCAAGGAAAGUCUCCAAAUGCUGAAAACCAAGUACAAAGAAGUACAAAGACAUCUCAAUGAGACACUCUCUAGAAAGGUGGUGCCACCUUCCUGCCUACAACCUCCUGAAAUAAAACCAAAUGAUUCAUGCCUGAAAUGUGACAAAGGCUGGCUGCAACGUGGAGGGAAGUGCUAUUAUUUCUCCAUCAUAAUUUCAUCCUGGGAAGAGAGCAGACAUUACUGCCAAAUUCAAGGAGGAGACCUGGUGAAGAUAGACAGCAGGGAAGAGCAGACAUUCUUGUCAAAGAAACUGAGUGACAAAAUGAACUAUCAUGAGGACAGGUUCUGGAUCGGACUGACAGACUCAAAGAAAGAGGGCAAAUGGUUUUGGGUGGACGGCUCACCACUGAACACAAGUUUGUCUUUCUGGCGAAAACCUGAGCCGGAUAAUUGGAAAGGGGAAAAUCCUGAAGGAGAGGACUGUGUGAGGAUGGGAGAGAAAGGAGAAACUAAAGAUCUGAACUGUUGGUUUGAUAAAUCCUGUGAUGUGCCUCACAAAAGUAUUUGUGAGAAACAAGCAGAAAAAGGAUUUAGUAGGGUUAUGUGUUUCUGAAAUCCAGUUGAGCUCAGACUUCUCAGACUAUUUACAAUUUUCAUCAGUUGCUUUGGCACAAUUAUCAAAUAAAAAUCAUGAUUCUUACAACACAGUGUGCUAUUCUCAAAUCUGCAGUUCAUUUUCUCACAACUGUAUUCACAUUUCUUGUUUGUCGUUUCAAAUAUAUGAGUCCAAAUAUGUUCAGAUGAUCCAGUGAUGCAUUGAGUUAGUGUCUCUACGCUAGACGUGUAUAUCAAAAUGUUCAUUGUAUGCAGAAAACUGUCCAAACUUUUCAAACAUACAUGUGUCAUAUAUUUCAAAAAUAUAAUAAUAGAUGAACAUUUCAGUUCAAGUGGUAAAAUGUUUGUCCUCAAAUUUUA